Drepanopeziza brunnea f. sp. 'multigermtubi' MB_m1 is the source of this 1797-nucleotide messenger RNA. RefSeq lists its product as uncharacterized. Lineage: Eukaryota; Fungi; Ascomycota; Leotiomycetes; Helotiales; Drepanopezizaceae. The record is from RefSeq and is a predicted model, not a curated record. Gene Ontology annotation, molecular function: protein binding.
AUGGCGCCCAAACGCUUCAGCUCAGCCCUGGGCCCGGAUACAACACUGCCAUUGCACAAGAGAACUCGCGUCGAGGAAGAGCAGCCAAUUCCAGCGGCCUCUCAUGACAAACUGUCGAAGCUUUCCGAUGAGUUGCUGAUUCGGAUCCUACACCUCCUCCCUCUUCCCAGCCUCCUUCGCAGCCACCUCCUCUCGCAUCGAUUCUACAGACUCUCGUCCGACUCCCAGAUAUGGAAGAAUCUGUAUUAUAACCGUUUUGUCCUCCCUCGAGCAUUGCGGAUCCCCGGCAUCAAGAACGUACCUUCAAGAGAGGAGGCGCUAGUCUUCAGCUCUAGAAGUAGUAAAUGGCUGGGCGAGGGAGGCCUUGUUCACAGGGAUGAUGGCGAGACUACGGACUGGAAGGGGAGGUACAGGUUACGGCACAAUUGGAGCAGAGGAGUAUGCGAGGUUAGCGAGAUCAGUUUGAAGGAGGAGAGAAGUGCUGGGAUGCUGGUGAGGAUGGCAGAUGGUGUGGUACUGACAGUGGAUGCGGACGAUGGGCUAAGGGGAUGGGCUCUGAAAGGGAGGGGGCUCGUUGCUCAGACUGGACUUGGGGUUGGAGAUAUCCCGAGCUGUCUCGCUGUUGACGAGCAGGAGGGUGGUGGUAUACUUGGGGUUGCAGUUGGAUUUGAAGAUGGCGGGUGGCAAAUAUGGAGGUUGGAUGUCAAGGAGAGAAGGUUCUUGGAGGGCCACAGACAUCCUGCUUCCAGCAACGGGACGCUGAGUGCGGUUGCUUUUUCAUAUCCCUAUUUGCUGACCAUCACUCAAGGCCAGUGGCUGUCUUUGUACACCUUCCUUCCUGGUCAUCUCGAGGCUGAGAUCUCACUCUCUCAGUCCGCAGACAUGCUGGAGGAAUGCGUCAAAGAUGUCCACGUCUCGGAAACCGCUCUGGGGGACGACGAACCACCGUUCAUAGAGGAGAAAGAACCGUUGGGAUCUUCCGAAAAGGGACCAGACCAGCCACGUCUUCUGGCCUCGCUUAAAUCCCAUACCUCCUGGCCUCCACUUUCUCUUUCGAUUCGAAGGACCUCAACCACAUUGAUAGCAAGCAUCGCUUAUAGCCUUCGGACCUACACGUCCGGGUUCACUGUUGGGCUGCAGGAACUGCAUCUGUCCCUCACAACUGGUAGCGUGAUCUUCUCGCGUCUUACAUCGGCACUGCCUCAAAGAUUCACAUCAAUUCUAUCACCCUCGUCCUCGUCGCCUUCUUCCCCGUGUCCAGCCUCGGAAAGUGAUGGUGUGAGGAGGGAAUCUAGUCGCCCAACCACGAUCUCAUAUUCACACCCGUAUAUCCUAGCCACUCAUCCCGACAAUACGUUGACUCUCUACCUAUGUACCUCGACGAAGUCAACCCUUAGCAUUACACCUGGGACAAAGCUAUGGGGCCAUACCUCUUCAGUGUCGUCUGCUGAGAUCACCCCCAGAGGCAAGGCCGUCAGUGUCUCUAGUCGCGGCAACGAACUCCGUGUAUGGGAGCUGGAAGGCGGGCUGGGCUCCUCCUCAAGUGGAUUGAAUGCUGGUCUCAAGAGACGUAGCAGGCUAGGUGUUGAUAAAAGUGUCCGGGUCCGGACCGGUAGGCCCCAAGACGAGGCGGCCACUUUGGACUGGGAAACUGUAAGGGAUAUGGCCGUGCAGGCCUAUGAAGAUGAUGUAGAGGGCAGCAAGCAGUGGGUCGGCUUCGACGAUGAGCUUGUCAUUGUGCUGAAGGAGAGCGGCGAGGCGGGCCGGCAAGCGCUGGUGGUCUACGAUUUUACAUGA